Molecule: messenger RNA, 1521 nt
Organism: Diaporthe batatas
Lineage: Eukaryota; Fungi; Ascomycota; Sordariomycetes; Diaporthales; Diaporthaceae
Exons: 5
Coding region: 319-1521 (400 amino acids)
Molecular function (GO): magnesium ion binding; oxidoreductase activity, acting on the CH-OH group of donors, NAD or NADP as acceptor; NAD binding
Source: RefSeq, a predicted model, not a curated record
CAGGCACAGUACUAACUCCUGCCGGUGAGAAAGCUCAAUGCUCCGAGGAGAACAGUGAUCUCCGAAUGCAAUCGACAUGUUUCCUGCUGCCUCGGCCGUGAGGAUUCGGCGGACUCGGAUCGUUGCACAACGCAUUGAACCGCACGUCGUUGCUGGCUUGUCGGACGUUGGAGGCGGAAGUAUGCAAUGCCGUAGACAGGGACCGGUUGACGGGGCCCUCACGGUGUUUCCUUUGCCCGGCCGCUGCCGGAACAGGCCCGCCGCCCGCCGCCCGCCGCCCCCACCACCCCGCCCCGGCCUGACAACCGGUCGUAUAUAAUGUGUGUAUGGCAAGAAGCGACUGACGAGGACAUCUCUUUGAAAACCCCCACAUACGAAGACAAGCUACUCCGUAACCUUGUGUUGACCGUGAACAUGUCCCCUUCAGCUGCCCCAGCACCCAAGAGCUACAGCAUCGCCUCCAUCCCAGCGGACGGCAUCGGGCCCGAGGUUGUUGAUGCCGCCAUCACAGUCCUGAAGACACUGUCAGAAACGCUGGGGUCGUUUGACAUUGACUUCACUCACUUCGACUGGAGUUCUGCCACGUACAAGAAAACAGGAAAGUACAUCCCCGACGGCGGACUCGAUGAGUUGAAAAAGCACGACGCCAUUCUGUUUGGCGCCGUCGGCGCCCCAGACGUUCCCGACCACAUUUCGCUCUGGGGCCUCCGGCUUGCUAUAUGUCAACCUUUCCAGCAAUAUGCCAACGUAAGACCGACCAAGGUCUUCCGAGGAACUCAGUCGCCUCUGAGGAAUUGCAAUUCCGGUGAUCUCGACUGGGUCAUCGUCCGCGAGAACUCUGAGGGCGAGUAUGCUGGGCAGGGCGGACGUAGCCACCGCGGGCAGGCCUGGGAGACCGCCACCGAGGUGGCAGUGUUCACGCGCCACGGAGUGGAGAGGAUCAUGAGGUUCGCAUUCGAGACGGCGCGGAGCAGGCCGCGGAAGCUCCUCACAGUCGUGACCAAGAGCAAUGCCCAACGUAACGGGAUGGUCCUCUGGGACGAGGUCGCCGCAUCAGUGGCCGAGGACUUUCCUGAUGUUACUGUUGAUAAGAUGCUGGUAGAUGCUAUGACUUGCAGGAUGGUUCUGAAGCCCGAGUCACUCGACACCAUCGUGGCUACGAAUUUGCACGCGGAUAUCCUUUCUGAUCUGGCAGCCGCGCUUGCUGGGUCCAUAGGGAUCGCGCCAACAUCAAACCUGGAUCCAACCCGCCAAAAUCCCAGCAUGUUCGAGCCCAUCCACGGUUCCGCGUUCGACAUCACCGGAAAGGGAAUAUCUAACCCUGUUGCCACAUUCUGGACUAGUGCGGAAAUGCUGGCAUGGAUCGGGGAAAAGGAUGCAAGCACCAAGCUGUUGGAUGCCGUGGAGCACCUGGACUGUGAGAAGGGGAUCGUCACAGCCGACCUUGGCGGCAACGCAAAGACGGCUGAUGUCACCGCUGCCGUAUGUGACGAGAUCAGAAGCCUGUAUGGGAAGAAGUAA